Molecule: messenger RNA, 900 nt
Organism: Quercus lobata
Lineage: Eukaryota; Viridiplantae; Streptophyta; Magnoliopsida; Fagales; Fagaceae
Product: CLP protease regulatory subunit CLPX1, mitochondrial-like
Exons: 1
Coding region: 270-854 (194 amino acids)
Source: RefSeq, a predicted model, not a curated record
CAUGAUUUUUUUUUUUUUUUUUGGGUGUCUUUUUUCUCUCUAAUCCCUAUGUACCUAGUACAAAAUUUGCCAACCAUACAUGAUAAUCCCAAAAUCUAAGACAAACCCAUUUCAAUUCGGCUCCGAUUCUAUCCAACCCAUCUCACAAGAUUUCCUUUUGACCAAUUCUAUGACCCCCAAUAUUCUAUUUCUGACAGCUUAAAAACUUUCUCUCAUUUUCCUUCACUUUCCCGGGAAAAUAAAAUUUUAUUUUUUCCAACAUCCUAAUUAUGGCCGCAGCUCUUAGAUCCAAACCCUACAAGGAAACGACGUCGUUGACGGUCUCUCAGUUCCGGUACUUCCUACUGAACUACAUGCACGACGGUCGUAUCGGCACGGCAGCUGGUUCUCAGUGUGCGAAUCGUACGAAGUGGGACGACCCUUACAUGAACACCCCUUAUCACUUCACUUCCUUCAAGCCCGUGUCUUUGCGCGGCGAGUUCAUCGAAAAGGGUACCCAAUUCUCCGAUUUCAGUCGGAGAUUCACUCAGCUUGACAAGAAUUGGAGCAAUAGGUGUGGUGCUAAUGCUACUGUGUUGAGCUCUGAUGGGGGGGACCCGAGGGAGGUGUGGUCUGGAGAUGGGAUUGUGAUACGGUCGGGCAAUUCGAGCAUGCAUGUGGUUCGUGGUGGCGGUGGAGGUGGCGGCGGCGGCGGUGCGAGUGGCGGCUCAGGCGGUGGUGGGUUCGGGUCGAAUUCGAAGGAUGAGGCUUGGGGAGGGUCUAAUUUGGGUAAUAGUUUUCCCACGCCAAAGGAGAUUUGUAAGGGGCUUGACAAGUUUGUAAUUGGGCAGGAGAGGGCUAAGAAGGUGAAUUGAAUUUUGUUUACAUUUAGUUUUUAUUUUGUAUGGAUUUUAUGGUUUU